Pogona vitticeps (central bearded dragon) is the source of this 1828-nucleotide messenger RNA. Lineage: Eukaryota; Metazoa; Chordata; Lepidosauria; Squamata; Agamidae. The record is from RefSeq and is a predicted model, not a curated record.
AAAGAGCCCCUCCGAAGCCCUUGGCAUGUCCCCGUCCAGCCCUGUCCCUCAACGCCUCCCUCCGCCAUGUGGCAGCUGCUCCUGCUCGCCCUGCUGUGCGGCACCCCAGCCUUGGCCAGGAAGAUCCCUGGGGAGGACGGAUGUGCCAAGGGCCCCACAUACUGGUGCAGGAGUCUGGUGACGGCUAUCCAGUGUGGCGCUUUGGACCACUGCAUGCAGAAAGGAUGGGGCCCUGCCAUCAAUGAGGACACCUGUGCAGACUGUAAACAGAUCGUCACCCUUUUCAUCCGCAUCGCCAAGGAGUCCAGCUUCAAGAAAGAAAUCCAGAAGUAUUUGGAGAACGAAUGCACCACCUUGCCACUGCAGACGCUGGUCCCCCGCUGCCAGGCCCUGGUGGACACCUACUACGGGCUCUUAAUUGCCAGCCUGGAAGAACAGAUGAAACCAGAGGCCGUCUGUGCCCAGGUGAGCCUCUGCCCCUCGGACCCGCUGGGGAAGAAGGACACCUCCCGCCCCCGGAGCCCAGAACUCUGGCGCCUCCCUUGGCCCCCACGGCAAGGCGAAGGUCUCAUCCUGCCCAACAGCCAGGCCCAGGUGAUGAGCCCUCCGCUCCGGUUAAGGGAAGGGGCUCUCGGGAAAGGGGUGAGCCCGUGGCAGCUGCCGAGGGAGGCAUCAGGCCCAACGAGGCCCUGGGGUGGAGUUGGGCGCCUUUGCAUACAGUGCACAGUCUUUCUGUCCUCCUUAACAUCCUGCGGCCACUUAAAGGGAGAAUCCUGCGGAUGCGACCCAGGCGGCAACACUUUGCAGGUGGAUGGUCUCCAGGUUGGCCGUUAUGCUGGCCGGGGAUUGUUCCUUCCGAAGGGAUGGGUCUGCCUUUGGCACAAGGAAGGGGCGAGCACCUCCUUGUGCGACCCCACCUGCCUGCAAGGGGCCAGCAGAAACAGAGAGGAUCCUGCCCCAGGCCUCUCCUUGUUAUUUCCCUGCCCUGUGUGCCUGGAAGGCAGGAAAGCCCCACACUCGCUUCUCCCUUCUCCCUCCCGUCCCCCUUUGCUGUUUCCUCAGGCGACCAUCAGCAAAAGCAUGUCCCAGCUGUGCCGGGCUCUGCCCUUAGCGGCUACAGGAAUGUGCGAGUGCAUGAUGGAAAAAUAUUCCGUGAUCCUGGUGGACAUGCUGCUGGAGAAGCUGGGGCCGCAGCUGAUGUGCCAGAUGAUCCGCAUGUGUGCGGCAGAGGAGGCCUCUGGUCAAGAGAUGCCUCGAGGGGCACCUCCAGCCCCUGCGGGCAGAUGCCAGGUCUGCCUGGCCCUCAGCGAGCGGGCAAAGGCAGCUCUCCAGGCCAACAACCGCACCGCCACCCCAACCCCCCAGGCAGAGAUGGAGGCGGCCGUCCUCACGGCCUGUGCCGACAGUUUCCUGGACUGGCAAGAGUGCAAGAGUUUCCUCCACCAGCACCAACCAAAGUUAUUCACGCUGCUCGCAAAACCAUGGAAUUCAAAGACGACAUGCCAGGAGUUGGGCGCCUGUACGGCUGAAGAGGAGCCUUUGGUCAGGGACCCAGCUUGCGCCCGGGGCCCCGUUUAUUGGUGCUCCAGCUUGGGGGCGGCCGAACAAUGCAAGGCCCUGCACCACUGCCAGGCUCACGUGUGGCUGUAGCCCAUCAAGGAGGGCCCUGCUUUCUUCCAAGCAAAGUCCUGCUCCCUUUACGCCACUGGCUUGGAUUUGUCCUUGUGGACUGACUGGGGUGGGCUGGGCUGGGCAGGGGAUCCUAAUGGGACCGGGGGGGGGGCAGGCGUUCAUAUUCUCAGCUACUAAAGUUAAUCCCCAAAUUACA